GGCCGUGGGGCGGAGCUGGAGCUGGAGCGGGAGUGGGAGCCGGGGGCAGCGGCUCGGUGCCUGGGCAGCGCCGGUCGAUGUGUCGGCCCGUCGGACGGACGGACGGACGAUGAUGAGCCGAAUGAAAGCGGCGGUCGCUCAGCUAGUCAGCAGCAUCGCUUCUGGCUCUGGCUCCGGCUCCGGCUCCAACCCCGGCGCUGGCCCGGAGUCCUGCGCCCGUUUCCCUUACUCCCGGCCGCUGUUCCUGCUCCUCAGCCCCGACGAGGCGCAGCGAGCGGCGGAUCACAGCAGCAGACCCAUCCUGGCGCCGGGGCAAGGCGGCAGGGGUGCCCUCCCCUGGGACUCGGGGUACGCAGAGGUGAUUAACGGAGGAAAAAGUCCCCUCAAUGAAGAUCAAGCUACCCGUGAAGUAGUAGUUGUGGAGAGUAAGAAUCCAAAGAGCAACAUGGAAUCCAAGGCGAUCAACAAAAAUGGUGAAAAUGUAGACAAGGAAGGGAAGGGAUUUACGUUCCAUUACUGGGCAUUGUUCGAUGGCCAUGCGGGCACUGGUGCUGCGGUGAUUGCCUCGAGACUACUUCACCUCCACAUCUGUGAACAGCUGCGUGACAUUGCGGACAUCCUGCGGGACUGUGAUGUACCUCCCCCGAUCUGCCUCUCCAGCGAGGCCGAGACAGUAACCGCAGAUGGUACAAAGAGCCCUGCACAUGAGGGGGACUGGCAACCCCCCACUGACAACGAGUCAAGGUUCCUGCUGGAGAAGGAAAUCUCACACCAGUGCCUGAUUGUUGGUGCAAUAGAAAACGCCUUCAAGCAGAUGGACAAACAGAUUGAAAGGGAACGAAGCUCCUACUGCAUUCUGGGCGGUUGCUGUGCUCUGGCAGUUAUCUACCUUCUGGGAAAGAUUUACGUGGCAAAUGCAGGUGACAGCAGAGCUAUUCUAAUCCGCAAUGGAGAAAUUAUCCCACUGUCUAAUGAAUUCACCCCGGAAUCUGAGCGGCAGAGAUUGCAGUAUUUAGGAUAUUUACAGCCACAUCUUCUUGGAAAUGAAUUCACGCGCUUGGAAUUUCCGAGGAGGAUUCAACACAGGGAAAUUGGACGCAAGAUGUUGUUCCGCGAUUAUAGCAUGACUGGCUGGGCAUACAAGACUAUCGAAGAGGAUGACUUGAAGUUUCCAUUGGUGUAUGGUGAAGGCAAAAAGGCACGCGUCAUGGCAACCAUAGGAGUAACUCGAGGACUGGGAGAUCAUGAUUUGAAGGUUCACUAUUCUAACAUCCACAUCAAACCUUUCUUGUCCUGCAUGCCAGAGGUCAAAGUAUAUGAUGUGAAAAAAUAUGAGCAUGGUACGGAUGAUGUGAUAGUGAUGGGGACAGACGGGCUGUGGGACGUUGCUUCGGAUCGAGAGGUGGCAGAUGCAGUCAUUCAAAUGCUUUCCAGCUGUGAGCCUGACAACCGCGACAGGUUUACCCUGGCAGCUCAGGACCUGGUGAUGAAAUCCCGUGGAGUUUUGAAGGACCACGGGUGGCGAUUGUCAAACAACAGACUAGGCUCAGGUGAUGACAUCUCAGUCUUUGUCAUUCCUCUUUAUGGGCAAACGUGACCGGCUUUAGAACAAUCCCACCUUGGACUCUGCAAAGACUGCACAAUGGAGCUAUUCAUCUAUAAAUAACAUUCGUUCACUUGUUAAAUUGAUUUGUACCCGGA
Messenger RNA from Leucoraja erinaceus (little skate), 1701 nucleotides. Its product is annotated as protein phosphatase 1H-like. Gene Ontology annotation, biological process: protein dephosphorylation. Lineage: Eukaryota; Metazoa; Chordata; Chondrichthyes; Rajiformes; Rajidae. Gene Ontology annotation, molecular function: protein serine/threonine phosphatase activity. The record is from RefSeq and is a predicted model, not a curated record. The coding region runs from base 110 to 1597 and encodes 495 amino acids. The transcript has 10 exons.